Molecule: messenger RNA, 1687 nt
Organism: Galleria mellonella (greater wax moth)
Lineage: Eukaryota; Metazoa; Arthropoda; Insecta; Lepidoptera; Pyralidae
Source: RefSeq, a predicted model, not a curated record
AGUGAGUGACCGCGCUAACAAACGGUCGGUGCAUUAAGGAGCUGUUAAAAAUGGCCUCUAAUGUGAUUAAAUGUAAUUCGUGUAAUGUAGUUAUAAAUGAAGUAUUAGCGUUCAUUAUAAACAAAGUGGAUGUUAUGGACGAAAAAAGUAUACAUUUAAUAUGUAAUAGUGCUUUCUCACCGGAGGAUAUAUCGACCGCAAAAAGUAUGCUGUUCGACUCAAUACCGACUGCAAAACGCAAGAUACGUCGCAAGCAGGGGAAGAAUGUGCGAGAACUGGACGAUAUUAUAGAUCUAAUAAAAAGUACGAACACCGAGGAUAUGCCUAUUUUUGUUGCCAAAGAUUUGCAUAAACUCCCGCCGGUCACAUUCGACCAUGUAGAUGUUACGGGUCUUUUAAAAGAUAUUGUAAUGCUGAAAACUGAUCUUAAACACGUUCAUGAAAACUAUGUCACUGUCGAUGACUAUAAUCAGUUGAAGAUGGGUAUGGAAAAUUUAAUGCAUGCGUCUGUCAUAAAUGAUUUUCAAUAUAUAAAUAAAAAGCGAGGAGCGCAAUUUGGAAACAGUUUUACAUGUGAUAGUGGGCCUAUGGGAUUGCAAAAUAUUCCUGUAUCUAAUACAGAUGAAAAAAUUUGUGACAACAAAAUCUUAUCACCGCAAAAAAAUACUAAAAGUGUGAUGGAGGGUACAACACAAACUUUGGAUUAUGAGAAUCAACAGCGCAUGACGGUAUCAAUCGAAAAACCAGUUUCGAGCGCGAAAACGGGACCUACCAUGAAUGUAAAAGUCACUGGAGUGAGAAGGAAUCGAGAUCGAUCACGUAUUAUGGCAGAGGUACUAAGCCCAACUAAUACGAAAGAAGGAGAACCAAUAGUAACAAAAAACGAUUGGACGUAUGUUACUAAGAAAAAGGUUAAGAAAUACAGAUUUAUAGGACAAUUGGGAAAGGCGUCUACGGAUGCGAACGGAAGGUUUAAGGCAGCUGAAAUUAAAGUACCACUUUUUAUAUCUAACGUAUCAAAAGAUACGAAGGAAGAGGACAUAAGUGAGUACAUAAAAAAGAAGACAGGUGAUAUAGUUACUUUAUAUAAAAUAAACACGAAAAAAGAAAGAUCUUACAAUUGUUAUAAAUUGUUUGUUUCUAAAAAUAAAAUACAGCAGUUUUUGAAUGAUGAAAUUUGGCCGGAUGGUAUAUCUUUCAGACGUUAUGUCUACCUAAAACAUCCAGUUGGUAAAGGUGAAAAUAAUAAUAAUAAAAAUGAAUAAGAAAAAAGAUAUAACGCAAUUUGUAACUUAUAAUUGUAAGUCAAUUAAGCGUUCUAUUGAAGACGUUAGACGCUUGUGUCAGACUACUGACCUGGUGGCACUUCAAGAGACUUGGUUGCUUCCACAUGAUAUUCCCUACCUAGGACAGGUUCACGACGAAUUUGAAUAUACAGGUAAGUCGGCUGUGGAUACAUCCGCGGGAAUACUUCGUGGAAGGCCAUACGGCGGCGUAGCUCUGUUAUGGCGUAAGAACGUGAUUCACGAAGUGUCUAUUAUUCAAUGUGAGAGUGUGAGACUUGCGGCGAUUAGGGCCUCGAUCACUGAUCGAUCUAUACUUGUAUUCAGCGUAUAUAUGCCUACCGACGCAACUGACAAUUUACCUGAGUUCGCCCAGUGUUUAAGUGAAAUAAAUUCGAUUAUUC